Messenger RNA from Trifolium pratense (red clover), 879 nucleotides. Its product is annotated as protein EARLY FLOWERING 4. The transcript has a single exon. Gene Ontology annotation, biological process: positive regulation of circadian rhythm; entrainment of circadian clock. NCBI's taxonomy places the organism in Eukaryota, Viridiplantae, Streptophyta, Magnoliopsida, Fabales, Fabaceae. The record is from RefSeq and is a predicted model, not a curated record. Gene Ontology annotation, cellular component: nucleus. The coding region runs from base 136 to 540 and encodes 134 amino acids.
ACAAAACCAAACAUAGCAAAAAAAAAAAAAAAACAUUAAAAAUUUCAAUGUCAGAACCCAACAACAAAACAUGAUUAUUUUUGUUGACUAAUAAACAAACUUUGUUUUUCUUCAUUUCUUCUUCUUCUUCUUCAUAUGACAACACUUUAUUCACCUUCCUCCGCCGCAAAACCCACUAUGGAAGACACCAACAACCGCCGUUCCAAGAAGAAUCGCCGCCGUCCUUCAGCUACUCCAACAAACGGCGAGUAUUCCGACGUGGAAGAUGCAGAAGACGGCGAUCCCGAAGCAUGGGCAACACUUAACAAGAGUUUCCGGCAGGUUCAGUCGGUGCUUGACCGGAACAGAGCAAUUAUUCAACAGGUGAAUGAGAAUCAACAAUCUAGAAUGCCUGAUAAUAUGGUGAAAAAUGUUUCUUUGAUUCAAGAAUUGAAUGGGAAUAUUUCUAAGGUUGCUUCUCUUUAUUCUGAUCUCAAUUCUGAUUUCACUAAUAUUUGUCAUCAACAACAACGAUCUUCAAUCACACGUGGUGGCAAAUAAUCAAAAUUCAAAACCCUCUUUGUUAUUUUGUAGUAGUAUUGUGUUGAAUGUUGAUUUGUCUUUGUUGAAGUUGAACAAUUGUUAUGAUGGUAGUUUUGAGGUUUGUUUUGUCGACAUGUCUGUCAUAAUAAGGACGACGAUGAAGGCAAAACAUUGUAUCGUCUCUCUUGAACUUCUGCUUCUUCUGGUUACCGUGUCUGUGUCAAAGAGUGUGUUGCUAGCGCUGUCUUUUGUUUUUGUCUUUUUUUUUUUUUUUUAUUGAUGGUCUCUUGUGUUGUGUCCUUGUAAUUGUUGUUAUUAUUGGUGUACUUGAGAAUCAAUAAACUAGUAUUUGGUAAA